AUGUCAGGUAUAUCUCUGAACCUGAAGAGGAAGCCUAAGGUGAAGAAGAAGGAAGAGGAGAGGAAGCGCAAGAACGUAUUUAAUGAAGAUGAGGUGGAUCCGCAGAAACGAAGCAAGAUACUAAUAACAGAGGUGAAUGCGCAUGAGGCGGCAAAGGCCAAGAGGCGGGUAAUUGUCCCGGCGUGCUCUGGCAGAGCUUCGAUAGUGCCGCCAAAGUUUGCGAGUGAGCAGGGGCCAUCGUACGGGCUCACGGAGAGUACGGGAGAGCAAACUGGACGUCCGGACAAGUCUGCGGCGAAAAGUGGUGCGGGCGUGGUCCCCCUCGACCAGCUUCCGGAUCCCACGGGGCUGGAGGAGUACAGCGAGGUGCCCGUGGAGGAAUUCGGGGCCGCGCUACUGCGUGGAAUGGGAUGGGACGGCGACGAAGAGGAGAUUGAAGGCGACCGCAGGGGCCAAAAGACCGUGCUUCCGCAUGAACAGGCGGGGCGGGCGGAGUACCUCGGGAUCGGUGCCAGCAGCGACGUUGACCGGAGCCGGAAGGACGCACGACUACAGAUAGAGGAAUUCAUGCCAGUGGUGAAAGUCGACAGGGCGAAGGACACGGCUGCGGACAGCUCCACAUAG
Molecule: messenger RNA, 624 nt
Organism: Eremothecium gossypii ATCC 10895
Lineage: Eukaryota; Fungi; Ascomycota; Saccharomycetes; Saccharomycetales; Saccharomycetaceae
Gene: SPP2
Product: spliceosome ATPase-activating subunit SPP2
Exons: 1
Coding region: 1-624 (207 amino acids)
Biological process (GO): mRNA splicing, via spliceosome
Cellular component (GO): spliceosomal complex
Source: RefSeq, marked provisional